This is a messenger RNA of Coccinella septempunctata (seven-spotted ladybird), 2297 nucleotides long. RefSeq names its product gastrula zinc finger protein XlCGF26.1-like. The record is from RefSeq and is a predicted model, not a curated record. NCBI's taxonomy places the organism in Eukaryota, Metazoa, Arthropoda, Insecta, Coleoptera, Coccinellidae. The transcript has 2 exons. Gene Ontology annotation, molecular function: zinc ion binding. The coding region runs from base 142 to 1719 and encodes 525 amino acids. Gene Ontology annotation, cellular component: nucleus.
AUGACAUUUUUUGUUUGUUGAUAAAUCAGAGUUCAAGUCGCUUUCUUGAGGAAUUUUCAUCAGGAUAUUUUCUUGGAUAAUUAAGAUAAUGAAACGAAUAUUUUGAUAACUAGCAAAUGAAUAGGAUCCGCUUACCAUGUCAUGGAUUCCCAUUGCAGGUUGUGUGGAGAAUUGUCUUUAGAACUGCUCCCAAUUUUAGAAGAUUUAGAGCUUCCCAAUAAAAUAUUCGAAUUAUAUCAUAUAAAAGUCAAUUUGGAGGAUCAAUUACCUACUGUAGUAUGCCAUAAGUGUUGGGAUAUGGUACACAGUGCUUGGUUGAACUAUUUGAGGGUCCAGAAAGCUCAAGAACAUUUAAAUGAAUUAUUAGAAUCAUUAGUUAAUGUAGAUCCUAUUUGUCAAGAGGAAGACAAUGUUGAUUUCUCAACAGAGACAUCAAAACUCAUUGAUUGUGUUAUUACAAAUGAUCCACUACCACUAGUGAAAAAUGAAAAUCAAAUACAAGCUGAAAAAAAUAUUAAACCAGCUAAAGUUCGAACAAGAAGAUCAUCACAAAAGAAAAAGGAUUCAGUAGAACCUGAAGAAUUAUCAGAAUUGAGCAUAAUUGAGUUCAAAGAAGAUGGAAGUUGUGUUCCAAAAGAAGACUUAUUCGAAUGGAGUUCAUAUCCUUGGAUUUGUUGUGAUUGUCAGCAAACUUUCAGAUCUUCAGAAGAACUUAAAAAUCAUUUUUCUGCAGAUCAUAACCAAGUACCCAAGUAUUCUUGUGCAGAUUGCCAAAAAAUUUACACUAAAUAUAUUGUUUUUCUUAAUCAUGUUAAACUUCAUCAUGUAACUCUGAGAUAUUGCUGUGAUGUAUGCCAUAAAUGGUAUCCUACAGUAAAUGCUGUUGAGAAACAUCGUGUCGAACACAAAGAUGAAACACAAUAUGUUUGUUUGAGUUGUGGAAAAACAUUUAGAAUGCAGUCUGCUUUAGCACUCCAUUCCAGAUCCCAUCUCCCAGCUGAAAUAAAAAAUAAAUACCAGUGUGAUGAAUGUCCCAAACGUUUUGGGACAAAACCAAACCUCAUGGCUCAUAAAAGAAUUCAUUCAGGAGUAAAAGAUUAUACUUGUGAUCAAUGUGGUAAAAGUUUCUUUCAGAAAGGAAAUUUAGACAACCAUGUUCUGACUCAUACUGCAGCAAGACCUUUCCAUUGCAACACCUGCAAUAAAUCAUUUAAAACAUUAGUUAGGCUCAAAAAACAUUCUUCUGUACACUCAGGAUUGAAACCCCAUAAAUGUGACAUUUGUGGACGACAGUUUAGAGAACGGGGAACCUUAAAGGAGCAUCAUAGAAUUCAUACAGGGGCAAUGCCCUUCACAUGUGAGUUUUGUGGAAAGAACUUCCGAUUCAAAGGUGUCUUAACCACACAUAGGAGGCAACAUACAGGUGAACGUCCAUAUUCUUGCCACGAGUGCCAGCAUCAUUUCACAAACUGGCCCAAUUACAACAAACAUAUGAAAAGAAGACACGGUAUAAAUACCAGUGUUACAGUCAGAAAACCACAAAGUAUUCCACCUACAGGUAUGCCAAAUAGAAACCCUCCAGGUACAGUUUUAGCACAACCUAUAAGCAUUCCUGAGUCACAAGAAACGACUUUUGUUGAACAGCAUCAAACAACUUUUUUUCCAGUAUUAGGAUUAUACAAUAUAGCUGAAGACCUAUUACAGCAACAAAGAGUUUAGUGAAAAUUGAAUCAUCACAAACAUUUGAGAAGUGCAUUUAAUUCAGUUUUCAAAGGAAUAAUCUUGCUAUUUUACUAAGGCUGAGAUAAACCAAGGUUUAACAACUAUUUUUCAAUGAGGAAUUCUCUCUAAUUACGCCAUUGAGGUGAUUUGAGAAACAUAGUGGUUCCUUGAAAAUCACCAGCAACAAGACAUUCUUUGACAGUUGUAAGUGCCCCUUCCAUCUCAUUCGCAAGACCUACCUCUCUAUCUUAGGACCAGUUCAUAUCCAUGAAGAGAACACAGUUUAAGGGGCUCUGUUGCCAUUUUUGUACAAGAAAGGAUAUUUAAAAAAUGAAUUUGGACAGUUUCAGCAACACCAACUUGAUUGCUUUUACCAUUGAUCCUACUUUUUUUUUCAUGAUUAAUUAAUUAAUUAAGAAAUCAUUGAAUUGAUAGGAAGAAUCAGUGGGUUCAAUGGUUCUGACUAUUCACUAAUUAAUGCUUAGACUAAAUUCAUCAUCAUGAACCUCAUACUGAAGAAUGUACUUCAACUUCUGUGUUGAAAUACUCAAUAUGAAUAGCAAAAAUUGAAUAUU